Messenger RNA from Pseudonaja textilis, 4423 nucleotides. NCBI's taxonomy places the organism in Eukaryota, Metazoa, Chordata, Lepidosauria, Squamata, Elapidae. The record is from RefSeq and is a predicted model, not a curated record.
GAGCGUUGCUAAGCGCUCUCUCCAGCCGUGGCGGCUUUGAGCGGGUGGGCUCCGCGUCGGCGAUCAGGUUGGGGCAGCCGCAGCCUCUUUCGGCCUGAGGGAGCGGCGUCCGGCAGGAGUCUCAGGAAUGGAACUUGAGGCGGAACGAGAGAAAAUCAGGCAGGAGAUUGAAGAACUGGAGAGGAGUUUGGGCCCAGUCAUUCCGUCAGAUGGAAUUGGAGAGCUAGACUCUAGCUUGGAAUCUGGCUCGGAAGAGGAAGAUGACCUGGAAGAGGAUGAAUCUGAUACUCAACUUGACAUGGAGGUGGACCAAGAUGGGGAGAAACAGGACGGUGAGGAAGAGGAAGUCAACCUACCCCAAACCCCAGAAACCUGCCUCCAGAUGAACCUGGUUUAUCAGGAAGUGAUUCAGGAGAAGAUUGAGGAGAUCAACAGCCUCCUUGCCCAAAAUAAAAAGCAGCAGGAAAAACUCACCUGGGAGCUCGCCGGAACGAAAGGGAUAAAAUCGAGCGACGGGAAAUCCUUGCCAGCAAAUAUGUUCUUGGGCCAUUUUAUGAAGCCGUAUUUCAAGGACAAAACGUCGGGGUUUGGCCCUCCUGCCAACGACGACGCUCGAGAAAAGGCACGUCAAGGCAUCAAGUCUUUCGAGGAGCUGAUCACUGUCAAAUGGAAGAGCCGGGAGAAACUGCUCCUACAACAAGCCGUCGUGAGCGACCGCUUACAGCAUCUGCUGCAGCCAAAGAUGCUCAAGGUGGAUUAUCUGAAUGAAAAACGGGAGAAAUCCAAGGAUGAGGUGGAAAAGCAGAUCUUGGGGAAGCAAAUCCAGGAAACGGAACGUGAAAUAAGUGAAAUCAACAUGUUGCCAGAAGAAACACUACUGGGAAACAGACACGAUGAACACGACUGGGACAAGAUUGCCAACAUCAACUUUGAAGGAACACGCAACGCAAAUGAGCUGAGGAAAUACUGGCAAAAUUAUGAGCAUCCUAACAUCAACAAGAAGGAGUGGAGCGAGGAGGAGAUUGAGAAAUUGAAGGAAAUUGCUGUCCAGCAUGGCGGUCUGCACUGGGAAGCCAUCGCCCAAGAGCUGGGGACGCAGCGCACAGCCUUUCAGUGCCUCCAGAAGUUCCAGUCCCACAACAAAGAUUUCAAACGGAGCGAAUGGAGCCCCGAAGAAGACCAGAUGCUUAGGCAGCUCGUGCAGGAAAUGCGCAUUGGGAAUCACAUUCCCUACCGGAAAAUGGCGUACUACAUGGAGGGGAGGGACUCUGCCCAGCUGAUCUACCGAUGGACCAAGCGAGUGGACCCCAACUUAAAGCGAGGCGCCUGGACACCCAAAGAGGAUGCUUUGCUCCUGAAGGCCGUGGCCAAGUACGGAGAGCGAGACUGGUAUAAGAUCCGGGCGGAGGUGCCCGGCAGGAACGACCUGCAGUGCCGAGACAGGUACUUGCACUCCUUACACUACGACAUAAAGAAGGGGAAAUGGAGCCAAGAGGAGGAGAAGAAACUCAUUGAGCUGACCGAAAAAUACGGCAGGGGCCACUGGGCAAAAAUAGCCUCGGAGUUGCCCCACCGCUCGGGAUCUCAGUGUCUAAGCAAGUGGAAAAUCCUGCUGGGGUAUCGAAGGUACAGGAGGAAGAAAGAAGGAAACAGGCGGCAUCCGAGGCGCAGACGUGUCCACCGAUGGAGCUCCAGCCCCUCGGAGUCCAGCAGUGAAUAUUCAGACCUGGAUUUGGAUGCCGAGGAGGAGGAGGACGAGAGGCCCAAGGCCCAUCAGCCCAAGGGGGCGGGUCGCUGGAGGGUUCCCAGCCUGGAUCUCUGGGUCCCUGCCAGGAAAGAGCCUUUGGAGGCCAACCCUGGAGGGCUGCCCGCUGUCACUCUGCUUUCCAAAGGUUUUGAUGUCAACAGGAAGCGGCGGAUGGACUCUGGGCCUCUGCUGGGUCCGGAAGAAGACCAGAGGACAGACGAUCUCGUCGACCUCGUCCCAGAGACUCCAGAAUUGGCUCAAAUGAAAGGGAAUGAGAAUUCUGGAAAGCCGAGGGAGGCAUGGAAGGUUUCCUUGGCUUAUGUGAAAAGUGUCCUGAGGAGGAACAGCUAUGAGCAGCAGAGGAGAAAUAGGGAAAUCAGAAGAAAGAAACGCUUUGCCUCCAGCUCCUCUGCUGGCCCCAGAGGCUCCCAGUUGACCCUGCUGGCCGGUGUGACGAAUGGAGCCAGGCGGCAGAGGGACGGGAUAGGGAAGACGACCCUCAACCGGAGAUUGAUGCUGGCAGUCACGCCCUGGGCUGGGAACAUGGUGCAGGAGUGGGCCCUCCGGAUGAAGGAGGCGGCUUCCCGCAAGUCAAAAGCGGACAUGAUCUUCAGGCAGCUGCAGACGAGCCAGCUCACCAGCACACCUUUGUUCACGUUCCUGAUUCAGCUCCUCCAUAUUGACGUGGACGGCUGCAUGAAGGUGAUUCAGAGGAGGAAAUCCCGGCAGCCGGAGCUGCUGAAGGCCAUCGCUCUGCCUGGGGGCAACAGCAAGCAGCCCUCGUCUUCACAGGAUGCCAAAGCUCAGCUCGGCCAGCCAGCAGCCAGCGGCCAGCCCAACAAGAAGCUGAUUCCUCUGAAGGCUAAAGAGGGGCCUGUCCCCGCCAACACCUGGAAGGCCCGCUCACCGCCCGGUCUGGCCCCCAAGCCAAAAACCGUCUCGGAGCUGCUGCGGGAGAAGAGGCUGCGCGAGCAGUCGGCCAGGAAGGGCUCCCAGAAGAGGAUCUUCCUCGCCCCUCAGCUGCUCCUCUCGGCCUCUGUCGUGGUCCCACAGACAAGGGGUCCCAUGGCCCCCCUGGCCAACUGCCCUAACGCUCCUGCGGCCAGCCAGGUGUCCCCAAGGCCUCCUCCUGCUUCGGCUUCCGUGCCUGGAAGAGACUCGGCCUCUCCCACAGACCUGGCGGGGGCCUCUCGGGAGAGGAGCCUUCCCUGCAAUGGGGACAAGGACGAGGCCGCUGGAGGGGAAGGCAGAGACAGCAACCAAGAGAGCUUUUCACCUCAGGGGGAUCCUGCUGGGCCUCCUGCUAAGGUGAACCCCAUCCUGGCAGAGGCCCUUUGCCCCUCUCCGGCCUCUGGUGCUUUCCCUCCCCUCCUGCCUACAUUGGUAGCUGCCCACGCGCAGCCCACGGCCGUGGCCCAGCCCGCCCUGCCCAUCAGCUGGGUGCUGACCCCUCAGGGCCUUCUCCCGGUCACCUUGCUGACCCUCCCCAGCCAAGGAAAGCCGCUGGCCAGUGGCCCUCCGACAAAUCCCAGCCAGCCUGCAGAGACUUCAGUCCAGAUCCCCACCCCAACUAUGGGGGAUCCGGUGGUAGAGGGAUCCCCAAUGCCAGCGGGCCAUCCUGGCUGCCCCCAGAGUGAUGCAGGCCCCCGGCUGGCAGAUGUUCCCCCUCCUCCUCCUCCGCCGCCGCCACUACUUGGAAACUCCACAGAAGUGGGGUGCCCUCCGUCCCCUGCUGGUGCGGGGGCGCCUGCCUUGCCUUGCACUGUCUUUGGAGGGACGGCGGCCAGCGCCCCCAAUUCAGAGGCUUCUCCCCCACCCCAUCCGAAUCAAGGCCCAGCCACGCAAGAGGUCCCCUCCAACCCGGCCCUGGAGGCCUGCCCCACGCCACGUCCACCCCAGGAGGGCACCGCUUCCCCGCUUUCUCGUCUCCUUUCCCUCGAAGCUGAGCCGGCAGUGAAGGCGUGGGCCAAGGAGAACCGGGAGGGUAGGGCUCCUGUGCUGGGAAGGGGCCUGCCUUAUCUGCCCCCGUUUCUGUGCAGCUUGAAAACCCUCUCGGCGCUGCUGCUGAACAAACGGUCCCUGGAGCAGAGCGCUGCCUCUCUUCUGGACCCCGAAGGGCAGCGGGAGGAGCCCAGCCAGCCGGACCUGGAGGCCUUGAGGCAGGCGGUGCGCCAGAAGCUCCAGGACAACCCUGCCUAUCAGCUCCUGAGAGAACGGUUCUUGGCGGCCUUUAGUUUCCCAGCUGCUCUGGCCGCGCUGCCCCCUCCCAGGGUGGUCACGACCCUCUCGGGGGGCAGGUGGUGGGAGGGCAGCCAGGGAGAAGAUUCCAGCUCGGCUUUGGAAGAGGAGGAGGAGGAGGAAGGAGAAGAGGAGGAAGAAGAAGAGGGGCAGGAAGGAGAAGAGGAGGAGGCUGAGAGAGAACCCCAAGGAGCAACCAGAGAUGGCCCUGCUGAAACAAUGGAGGCCAGCGAGGAACUGGAGGAGCCUGGAACCUAUGUCGACUCAGGCCACAGCAGCCCAGGCAGGAUCCGGAGAAGCCGGCGCCUCCAGAAAAGGGGGAUCCAUCAGUGACGGCAGCAGCCCCUUUGGUUCCAUUCGUCUCUUUAUUCCUAAACCCCAGUGUGUGUUUCUGGGGCCCUUGGCCUGGAAAUGUAACCCCCAAACCCAGGAAGGGGU